Rotaria sordida is the source of this 1848-nucleotide messenger RNA. Lineage: Eukaryota; Metazoa; Rotifera; Eurotatoria; Philodinida; Philodinidae. The record is from the annotation of a GenBank genome assembly.
AUGUCAGUAUCAAAACUUGAAUCACUUCCUAACGAAAUACUCGUCGAUCUUCUGGAGAAAUAUAUCAAUGCAGUAGAUGUGUUCGUUGCUUUUUUUAAUCAAUUAAAUAGUCGCUUCAAUGCUCUUAUUGAUCAAUGUCAACAAUUUCAUUUCGAUUUUACUAGUAUUCGUAAGAAAGAUUUUCAGAUUUGUGUUAAUCGUCUACCAAAUUACUUUGAUAAGAUCAAAGGUUUAACUUUAUCUGAAUGUGAUACGCCCGGACAGAUUAAUAUCUUUUUAUCCCUGUUUCCACCAUUGAACAAAUUCAAUGAACUUCGUGAAUUUCACUUAGAUUUUGAUGUCAUAACUGUUGACAAAUAUCAAAUUAAUGAAGUUCUUCACUCGUUAUCAAAUUCGAAUCUUUGUACUCUAUCGAUCAAAGGAACACAUAUAUCGGUGUCUAGCAUAUUGAAUUCUAUCAAUACAACCAUUUUGGCUUUGCCAACACUCAAACGACUUAUUCUCGAUACCAAUUUUUACACAGCACUACGGGAUUUUGAUAAAUCGACUUUCUUUAAUAUUGAACAUUUGAUUAUUGCGGGACAUGGCUGUACAUGGAACGAACUGCAGCAUAUAUCUCGAUGUUCUCCUCGUCUUAAAUAUUUGAACGUACGAGUUACAAACAAGUUUUCGAAUACUUUUUCAUCAACAGUCGAUAUUCCACCAUUAACAAAACUUUAUACGGUCAUUUUGCAUUUUAUUGAUAGAUAUACUGAAAUAACAUGGAAUCAAUUGGUAGAUUAUUUUCGUAUUAUGCCAAAUUUGCAUCAUCUGGAAGUCAUCAAUUCACAUAAUAGAUUUUUCAAUGCAAAUGAUUGGCAAAUAUUGUUUGAGAUAUCAUUGUCAUUAUUAAAACGUUUUACUUUGAAAAUAAGUGCAGCUCGUCUAUCACAACAUGGUCUUGAUAGUAUUCAUACUACAUUGAUAUCUUUUCAAACUCCAUUUUGGAUUGAAAAGAAAAACUUCAAUAUCUUCAUUAUGAUGUGUAAAUCUUUCGGAAAUAUUAUUUAUUACUAUCAACCAAUUGAUCCUCAACAACAUCGAUUUGAUAUUGACUUCAAAUCAGAGAUUCAGUCAGGGACUAUUCAAUUUUGGACAGUUCCUGAACGUUCCAUUAGUGAUAAUUGCUUUCUAUUGGAUAAAAUUACUAGUUUACGUCUUUCUGCCAAGGAUCCUCUGCCACCAAGUCAAUAUUACUUCGAAAAUGUCAAAUAUCUUAAAGUAGAUCAUAUUAAUUUAUCUUUGUUCAAAUGGAUUACGACACAUAUUCAUCUUUCAAAAAUAAAAAAACUGAUAAUUCUAGAAACAGAAACGAAAUGCCGUCUAGUUACUUCGCUUAUAGCACUUAUUGAAAAUAUCUCCUCACUUCAAAUCAAUUUUAAUCAGUUAAUUCAUCAACAGUAUGAUCUUAUCAAAACGAAGAACAACAUUAAACGGCUGAAUAUUUCUUUUGGUCUUUUUUCUAAUCAACAAAUAUUUCGAAAAAAAGAUAUUUGUAUUAUUGCAGAUCUCUUUCCGUUGAUUGAACAUUUAAUAAUUGAUACGAUCGAUUUUGAAAAUGUACCAUUCUUGUACAUUUGCUUACCACAUCUUCAUAGUCUUACUUUCAAACUUAUCGAUCUUACCUUUCCAAGAUUCGAUAGCUUUAAAGAACGACAAUGGGAUAAUCGAUUACGAGAUAUGACGAGACUUACAUUUAAACGUACAGAAGAAUGGUUAACAAUCUGGAUUGAUGAAGUAGCUUUUCAAGAAUCUAACUGGUCAUCUUUUCAAUUGAAAUCUCAGAGCAACAAAUGUUGUACUUCUUGA